GAAGGGAAGGAGGGAGGGAGGGAAGGCGGACGAGUCGGCCGGGCGGCCGCAGAGGCGGAGAGCUGAGGCGGUUCUUGAGGCGCUCGCGCUGCCCCGCGCCUGGCUCGACUUGGCCGGGAGACGGUGGCCGUCGCCGUCGCCGCUUCCCGAAGACUCUUCCUACAAGCGCAGGAUACAGAGGCAGAAAGAAGCUUUGAAUGGACAGUGAUUAAUGAUACAAUGAAGGCCUGGAGUGAUAGUCAAUCAGACCUUUACAGCAGUGACCUGGAAGAAGAGGAAGAAAUGAUUUUUGGAGAAAACGAAGACGACUUGGAAGAGAUGAUGGAUUUAAGUGAUCUUCCUACCUCACUCUUUGCUUGCAGUGUUCAUGAAGCAGUAUUCGAAGUUCAAGAGGAAAAGGAAAGAUUUGAAGCACUUUUCACAAUCUACGACGCUCAUGUUACAUUCCAGUUAUUUAAAAGCUUCCGAAGAGUAAGGAUAAACUUUAGCAAUCCAGAAGCAGCAGCCAGAGCACGGAUAGAACUCCACGAGGCAGAUUUCAACGGGAAAAAACUGAAGCUAUAUUUUGCCCAGGUUCAGGUGCCGAGCGAAGUGGGAGACAAAUCUUACCUUUUGCCCCCGCAACCUACCAAACAGUUCCUGAUCUCACCUCCUGCAUCCCCACCUGUAGGCUGGAAGCAGAGUGAAGAUGCUACUCCUAUGAUAAACUAUGACUUGCUUUGCGCUGUUUCAAAAUUGGGGCCUGGGGAAAAGUACGAACUUCAUGCUGGAACCGAAUCCACUCCAAGCGUCGUGGUCCAUGUGUGUGAAAGUGAAACCGAAGAGGAAGAUGAAGUGAAAAAUCCCAAGCAGAAGAUAGUGCAAACUCGGCGCCCGGACCCACCAUCUGCCUUAAUAAGUGAAGCAAAAACUCUUGAAUGUAUGCUAGAAGUAGGAGGUGGGGUGCACUACUGAUUCGAAGCUAUUUAAUCCUGGCAGUGGAUGAUUACUCCCAUUUGCAUUGCUGCAUCCUGCAUAGCAGCAACGGACUCCUCUUGCGGUCAUCUCGCAUCAAGAAGACAUUUUGAAGAGCACUUUAAGGUCAACUUCCAAGAUGUAGCAAAUCCACUAGGCUGCCAAUCCUAGAAGAGUGCCAUUUCUGGUAAUCUGUGUUACCGUCCUCUUGGUGUUUGUAAGGCCGAAGGAACUUGGCUGCUGCCAUUUAUAUAUGGGCUACCACAGGGUUUUGUAUGUGAGUCUCUCAUGCAUAUUUUUGUGUGCUGAUGUAUACCAUGGAUCUGAUUCACUCGAUGUUCUAAAUAAUCUAGUGACAAAUUAUACAUGUAAUGUACAAUGUACAUUGUUAUCAGUAGGAGAAUCUCAAACUGUUUUUGAGGUGAUAGAAUCAAAUAUUCAAGCAGGUUUGUUUUUGUGGUUUCUGGGUUUGUUUGUUUUUUUCUUAUAGGUGCCAUAGUUGUGUGUAUUGAAUGUCAAGGUAUUCUUGUGAAUUGGUGUAAGACAAAAAAAAAAAUUGGGAGUUGUAAUAGUUCUUUUCUGCCCACUGCAAUUAGGAAAAAAUUUAAAAAUUGAAAUGCUUGCAAGGAUACAGUGAAGAAUGGGUUCAUUAUCUUUGGGGCACAUCUUCCUAAUCUGUAGUUUUCCACCUACUAUGCUUAUGUCGUACAGGAGAUAUUUCCGGAGCAAGGAGUGUCUUCUGCUGAAGCUUGUUCUUCAUUGUCUGUUUUCAGAAUAUUCUGGUUAGCCAAGCAAGUAGAUAGCCCUCCCAUCUUCACUUUCCCAUCACUUUAACUGUUUUCCAUUUGUGUAUGUAUUUAUCAUUUAUAGGAUCAGGUCACACAUGCUGUGCCAAGAUGUUUAGCCAUGGUUUGUUCUACAAGCCAUAGUAACCUGGUUUAUUGAUGAAGCUAAGCCAAAAAGAAACCAGCUGCAUUAUGUCUUAUGCAAUAUGUGAAUCAGUCUUAUAGAGAAUACAAGUCAACAUUUCCCAGUGAGCUUCUGGUUGAAUUUCUUGUUUAUUGCCUGAUUUUCUUUUUCUCCCUGGCAUCAAAUCAUGUAGCUUAAUUAUUUCUGAGGAAGGAAGGAAGAGGUACAUCAAGAUAACUUGCAUUACGCUGUGCAGGAGGAAGGUGACCGUUCAGGUACAGAAACUUGAGAAAUAAGGUUAGACCAGUUGUGCAAAUUGUUCUCUGUGCCUGCCUUUCUCUUCCCAAUGUCUUUCUGCUAAAUACCACCUUUAUUCAAUUAUUUCUGUAAUACUACAUGUCUGACAGUAAAUACUUUUUAUGGCUGAAAUAAACGGAAAAACAGAUAAA
Messenger RNA from Pseudonaja textilis, 2312 nucleotides. It is a transcript of the gene RCAN3, whose product is annotated as regulator of calcineurin 3. Gene Ontology annotation, biological process: calcium-mediated signaling. NCBI's taxonomy places the organism in Eukaryota, Metazoa, Chordata, Lepidosauria, Squamata, Elapidae. The record is from RefSeq and is a predicted model, not a curated record. Gene Ontology annotation, cellular component: cytoplasm; nucleus. Gene Ontology annotation, molecular function: nucleic acid binding; calcium-dependent protein serine/threonine phosphatase regulator activity.